AUGCCGCUGUGGGGCUGGAGCCUGCUGCUGGCGGCGCUGCUGCCCGCCGCCGCCGCGCCGCCGCCGCCGGCCUGCCCCGAGCGCUGCGAGCGGGCGCGCUGCCCGCCGCUGCCCGCCGCCUGCCCCGGCGGCGCCGUGCUGGACGCCUGCGGCUGCUGCCGUGUCUGCGGGGCGGAGGAGGGCGAGCCCUGCGGCGGGCCCGGCGGCGGCGGCCCCCCCUGCGGCGAGGGGCUCCAGUGCGUCGUGCCCCCCGGCGCCGUGCCCGCCUCGGGCACCGUGCGCAAGCGGGCGGCCGCCGGGCGCUGCCUCUGCGCCAGCAGCGAGCCCGUCUGCGGCAGCGACGCCGUCACCUACGCCAGCCCCUGCCAGCUGCGCGCCGCCAGCCGCCGCGCCGAGCGCCUCCGCCAGCCGCCCGUCAUCGCCAUCCAGCGCGGCGCCUGCGGGCAGGGCCAAGAACAUCCUAAUAGCCUGCGGCACAAAUACAACUUUAUUGCAGAUGUGGUGGAGAAGAUAGCUCCUGCUGUGGUUCACAUUGAAUUAUUUCGCAAACUUCCUUAUUCGAAGAGGGAGAUUCCUGUUGCCAGUGGCUCGGGCUUCAUCGUCUCAGAAGAUGGCCUGAUAGUCACAAAUGCCCAUGUAGUCACCAACAAAAACAGAGUAAAGGUGGAGCUGAAGAAUGGUGAAACAUAUGAAGCUAAAAUUAAAGAUGUUGAUGAAAAAGCUGACAUUGCACUAAUUAAAAUAGAUUCUCAGGGUAAAUUACCAGUCCUUCUGCUUGGUCAGUCUGCAGACUUGAGGCCAGGAGAAUUUGUGGUUGCAAUCGGAAGUCCAUUUUCACUUCAAAACACAGUGACCACUGGGAUUGUUAGUACCACUCAGCGUGGAGGAAAGGAGCUGGGGCUCCGCAACUCUGAUAUGGACUAUAUUCAGACAGAUGCCAUCAUCAAUUAUGGGAACUCUGGAGGACCCUUAGUAAAUCUGGAUGGUGAAGUCAUUGGAAUUAACACAUUAAAAGUCACAGCUGGAAUCUCAUUUGCUAUUCCAUCCGAUAAAAUCAAAAAGUUCUUAACUGAAUCUCAUGACAGACAAGCUAAAGGAAAAGCUAUAACCAAAAAGAAAUACAUUGGCAUACGAAUGAUGUCUCUUACUCCUAGUAAAGCUAAAGAGCUGAAGGAUCGGCAUAAAGACUUCCCUGAUGUUGUCUCUGGGGCCUACGUUAUUGAAGUAAUUCCAGAAACACCAGCUGAAGUUGGUGGCCUGAAGGACAAUGAUGUGAUUAUAAGCAUCAAUGGACAGUCGAUAACUUCAGCCAGUGAUGUCAGUGACAUUAUUAAAAAGGACAGUACUUUGAACUUGGUUGUACGCAGGGGCAACGAAGAUGUUAUGUUAACAGUAGUUCCUGAAGAAAUUGAUCCCUAACCAGAAACAUGAGCUGGAUUUCAUGUUUUCUUUUAACAGCGUUGGACUGCUUAUAUUCUCUCUGUGCUGGUACAGGAAAUGUUAGACUUCUGACCAACAUUCUGCUUGUUCAGUGGAUUAGUAUUGGCCAACAGAGUAACUUCUAAUAGGUUUAAGGUGCAAAAUCCCUGUAAUUUCACAUACUCCAAAUGAUAAUUUUUCCUUCUGUAUUAUGUAUGCAAUGUAUUCUUUACUGGCUAUUACAUCUGUCCCUGCUUAACAAGUCAACAUUUGCUUCCCUAUGUUGGAUAGAUUUACCAUUAUUUCAGCUAAAAGAUUUAAACAAAACCCACACACACAGUGUGUGUUGUGGUAUUCAGGUAUUUAUAGGUUAGCUGUGUUUUAACUGGAAAUACCAUUGUAAAGGAGUAGUUGGUUUAAAAGAAAAAAAAGUGGUUUAUAAACAAAUCCCAAACCAAAAUAAUCCUUUCAAAAUCCCGUGCAGAAUUUUAAUACUAUGAUAUUUUCUUAGUGUUAUUAAAAGAAUUCAACAGUA
Rhea pennata is the source of this 1954-nucleotide messenger RNA. It is a transcript of the gene HTRA1, whose product is annotated as HtrA serine peptidase 1. NCBI's taxonomy places the organism in Eukaryota, Metazoa, Chordata, Aves, Rheiformes, Rheidae. Gene Ontology annotation, cellular component: extracellular region. Gene Ontology annotation, molecular function: protein binding; serine-type endopeptidase activity. Gene Ontology annotation, biological process: positive regulation of apoptotic process; proteolysis; programmed cell death. The record is from RefSeq and is a predicted model, not a curated record. Bases 1 to 1419 code for a protein of 472 amino acids. The transcript is spliced from 9 exons.